Messenger RNA from Momordica charantia (bitter melon), 3609 nucleotides. Its product is annotated as Transcription factor jumonji (jmjC) domain-containing protein. Lineage: Eukaryota; Viridiplantae; Streptophyta; Magnoliopsida; Cucurbitales; Cucurbitaceae. The record is from RefSeq and is a predicted model, not a curated record. Gene Ontology annotation, molecular function: transcription coregulator activity; chromatin DNA binding; histone H3K9 demethylase activity. Gene Ontology annotation, cellular component: histone deacetylase complex; chromatin. Gene Ontology annotation, biological process: regulation of transcription by RNA polymerase II.
GCGAAAAACCUGUUGAAUUUCAGAAGGCUGACGAAUGAAAAAAUUUCCAAAAGCGGGUAGUUUGGAACUAUGGAGCAUAUUCCAUAAGAAGGAGCGGAGCGCCCACAGUUUGGCGCCUGAUUCAUCACACAAGAGUCAGACCAGGUUCUGUUAUCGGCAUGUCCCACGUUGAUUCUCCCACUCUCAAUUUCGUUAGCGUAGAGGAAGAGAUUCCUGAUGCGACGCAAGUUUCGAAUGAACCAUGAUUCUUCCUUCACUAAUCCAGACGCCGGAUUUCGCCUCUCCAUUUCCAAUUGAAUAACACCACUCCCUCUCUUCUGUUCUGUUGCGUCAUCUACAUCGCACCCCAUUACUCGAUUCGAUGUCAUCUCCGCCCGAGGACUCGUCGGGCGCUCUCCGCUGCAAGCGUAACGACGGUGCGCGGUGGCGCUGCAGGGAAUUUGCGUCGCCGGGGAAGUCGUACUGUGAGAAGCACUUGAUCCAACUGAUGAAGCAAAGUCUGCAUAGGGUGCGGAAAGGAGGGAAAGGCUGCUGUUCCGGCGAGGCCACUGCUGCCGGCGGGAGUUCUCACCGUGACGUACAUGCGUCGGUUAGAGUUAUGAAGGAGACGACGACGAGGAAGGAGGUGAAAGAUGGGGGAUGUGGAUCGCACGAGGUAGCGAGUGAAGAUGAGCUCGGGCGGAAUGGAAUUCUGGUGAGAAAGCACAAGAGGCAGCUGUCUACUUAUGAUGGAGAGGAAUUUCCUUGUAAAGAUGUUACUAGCGUGAGAGAUUCUGGAAAAUCUGAGUUCAGUUCUUUCGAAUUGAGUCACGGAAAGAAUAACUUCCGGAAGGAAAAGGCCAAUUCUGCGGAAAGGCAAAGCAAGUCCGCUAAGCACAAGAGAAAUCAUGUUUUAGCGAAUGGAAAACUGGUGGAGGUGGGUACGCCAAAUAAAAAGGAUGGUGGGAGUUUGAUGUGUCAUCAGUGUCAGCGAAAUGAUAAAAGUGGGGUUGUCUUCUGUUUAAAAUGCCAUAGAAAACGGUUUUGCUAUAAGUGUAUUGAACGAUGGUACCCUGAUAGAACAAGGGAGGAUGUUGAGAAUGCAUGCCCAUUUUGCCGUGGUCACUGUAAUUGCAAGGCUUGCUUAAGAGAGUUUGUAGAGGUUGUUCCCAAAGAAUUGGAUGCAAGUGUAAAAGUAGAGCGAUUAAAAUUCUUGCUAUAUAAGGUUCUGCCCGUUCUCAGGCAUAUUCAAAGGGAACAGAGUUCUGAACUGGAGAUUGAAGGCAAUAUACAGGGUGCUCAAUUGACAGAAGUGGAUGUAAGAAGAAUUAAACUGGAUAAUACAGAGCGCAUGUAUUGCGACAAUUGCAACACUUCGAUCUUUAAUUUUUACAGAAGCUGCUUCAACCCAAACUGUUCUUUCGAUCUAUGUCUUAGCUGCUGUAAAGAGCUAAGGGAAAGUUUCCAUCCUAAAGGAAGAGAGUGUCAGUUAACAUCCACAUAUAAGAAUGGCAUGUCGUCAAGUUUCCAGGGUUGGAGUGCCAAUCCUGAUGGUAGUAUACCAUGUCCUCCAAAACAAAGUGGGGGUUGCGGGAUUGCAAAUUUGGAGUUGAGACGUACCUUUAAAGCUGAUUGGACUACGAAGUUGAUAGAAGGAGCAGAGGGGCUUACAAGUGAUUACAAAGUACCUGAUAGUUGUUCUUCUGAAGUCUGUCCGUCAUGCUAUCUUAACAGUAAUGAAGUCAGACAAGCAGCUUUCAGGGAAAAUAGUCACGAUAACUUCUUAUACUCUCCAAAUGCUACUGAUAUAAUGGAUGAUGCCGUUGAUCAUUUUCAAUUUCACUGGAUGAAGGGUGAACCAGUUAUUGUCAGAAAUGUUCUUGACAAAACAUCUGGUCUUAGUUGGGAACCUAUGGUUAUGUGCAGAGCUUUUAGACAAACAGGUGCAAAUGUCAAGUUCAAAGAGGAAACACGCAGGGUGAAGGCCAUUGAUUGCUUUGACUUGUGUGAGGUUGAGAUCAAUAUCCACCAGUUUUUUGUGGGUUACUUGGAAGGCCGUAUGUACAGAAAUGGAUGGCCAGAGAUGUUGAAACUGAAGGAUUGGCCUUCAUCAACUUCAUUUGAGGAGCGUUUGCCUAGGCAUUGUGCUGAGUUUAUUGCAGCACUUCCUUACAGCGAAUAUACCCACCCAAAAUAUGGUCUUCUGAAUCUUGCUACCAAACUUCCAGAAGGCUCACUAAAGCCUGAUAUGGGACCCAAAACUUAUAUUGCGUAUGGAUUCCAGGAGGAGCUCAGCAGAGGUGACUCUGUAACAAAGCUUCACUGUGAUAUGUCUGAUGCGGUAAAUGUACUGACUCAUACAAGUAAAGUUAAUAUUAAGCCCUGGCAAACCAAAAUCAUUGAAAAGAGGCAAAAACAGUUUGCUGCUGAAGAUCUUUCUCAACUAUAUGGUGGAAUAGAUGGACUUAAGGCUUCUAAGAAAGAAAUUCUUGGGUGCACAUCAAGUCAGCAAUGUGGUCAAUCUUCAGACGAUACAACUAAAAUCUUUAAUGAAAAUUGUGAUUCAGAAAAAGCCUCAGGGUGCAAUGAAGAUAAUAACCUAAGAUCAAAAGGUUCAAUUAUGGAUAGGGCAGAUAGUCAUUUAGAAAAUGACGAAAAAAUGGAGGUUGCUAUGGGUGGAGCUGUUUGGGACAUUUUCCGUAGGCAGGAUGUUCCCAAGAUAGCCAAGUACUUAGAAAAGCACCAGAAGGAAUUUCGUCAUAUGAAGAAUAAACCUGUAAAUUCUCUUGUUCAUCCAAUUCAUGAUCAGACUAUUUUCUUCAAUGCAAAACACAAGAAGCAGCUGAAGGAGGAGUUUGGUGUUGAACCCUGGACAUUUGAACAGUUCAUUGGCGAGGCAGUUUUCAUUCCAGCAGGAUGCCCUCAUCAAGUGCGAAAUAGACAAUCAUGCAUAAAAGUGGCUAUGGACUUUGUGUCCCCGGAAAAUGUGGAAGAAUGCUUUCAGUUAACAGAGGAGUUCCGUCUGCUCCCAAAAAACCAUAGAGCUAAGGAAGACAAAUUGGAGCUUAAAAAGAUGACACUUUAUGCUGCAAGUUCAGCUAUUAGAGAGAUCAGGGAAUUGCUGUUAAAGCUUGACUGAGAGCAAGAGCAACAUCCUGUGGGUCCCUGGGCUUCUGGUUCAAUCAUGGCCAAAUAGCCAACUAAAGUCUUGGUCUUGGAAUAAGCUGCGGAAGUUCUUCAAUUCAAAUAUCUUUUUGUGUAACGUGGGGACCUAUAGGCGCUUCAAUCCGCCCUGUUACGAGCUAUAAACUCAGUUGCCAAGAUUUCUUGCACUCUUGGUAGCUGUUAUGAUGUUUAUAUAUGCAAAGACAAUAAAAGAAAUGUGGAUGCUGACAAAGAGACCUUCUCUAACUUAAAGAACACCUCCGGAUCAUUUGAAGUAGAAUGGAGCCUUCAUGAUUUAAGGCAAGGGAAUACUGUGGGAGCUUUCUACAGUCUUUUUAACUGCUGUGGUAACAACUUGAUAUUUGUGUGAAUACUGAACGGGAAUGCUCAAAUGAUAAUGGAAGGUACAAAAAAAUAAUUGGGAAAAAAAGUCUUCAAUUUUUUUCUUGGCCUAAUAGAAACCUA